Loxodonta africana (African savanna elephant) is the source of this 5416-nucleotide messenger RNA. It is a transcript of the gene SH3GLB1, whose product is annotated as SH3 domain containing GRB2 like, endophilin B1. Gene Ontology annotation, molecular function: protein binding. The coding region runs from base 86 to 1183 and encodes 365 amino acids. Gene Ontology annotation, cellular component: cytoplasm; membrane. Lineage: Eukaryota; Metazoa; Chordata; Mammalia; Proboscidea; Elephantidae. Gene Ontology annotation, biological process: membrane organization. The record is from RefSeq and is a predicted model, not a curated record. The transcript is spliced from 9 exons.
GCUCUUGCCCGGCGCGCCAGCCUGGCCGCGGCGCCUCCGCCUCCCUGCUAGGUCAGCCGGCGGCUCCGCCCGGCUGCCGCCCAGGAUGAACAUCAUGGAUUUUAACGUGAAGAAACUGGCGGCUGACGCGGGCACCUUCCUCAGUCGUGCCGUCCAGUUCACAGAAGAAAAGCUUGGCCAGGCAGAGAAGACAGAACUGGAUGCUCACUUGGAGAACCUCCUUAGCAAAGCUGAAUGUACCAAAAUAUGGACAGAAAAAAUAAUGAAACAGACUGAAGUUUUAUUGCAGCCAAAUCCAAAUGCCAGGAUAGAAGAAUUUGUUUAUGAGAAACUGGAUAGAAAAGCUCCAAGUCGUAUAAACAACCCAGAACUCUUGGGACAAUAUAUGAUUGAUGCAGGGACUGAGUUUGGCCCAGGAACAGCUUAUGGUAAUGCCCUUAUUAAAUGUGGAGAAACACAAAAACGAAUCGGGACAGCGGACAGAGAACUGAUUCAAACAUCAGCCUUAAAUUUUCUCACUCCUUUAAGAAAUUUUAUAGAAGGAGAUUACAAAACAAUUGCUAAAGAGAGGAAACUAUUACAAAAUAAGAGACUGGAUUUGGAUGCUGCAAAAACCAGACUGAAAAAGGCAAAAACUGCAGACACGAGAGCUUCAUCUGAACAGGAAUUAAGAAUAACUCAAAGUGAAUUUGAUCGCCAAGCAGAGAUUACCAGACUUCUGCUAGAGGGAAUGAGCAGUACACACGCCCAUCACCUUCGCUGUCUGAAUGACUUUGUAGAAGCCCAGAUGACUUACUAUGCACAAUGUUAUCAGUACAUGUUAGACCUCCAAAAACAACUGGGAAGUUUUCCAUCCAAUUAUCUUUGUAACAACAAUCAAUCUUCAAUACCACCUUUACCACCUGCUUCAUCAAAUGUGAUUGGCCCUCCUGCCAUGGCUUCAACAAGUGGUCUAGUAGUCACCUCUCCUUCCAACCUCAGUGACCUUAAGGAGUGUACUGGCAACAGGAAAGCCAGGGUUCUCUAUGAUUAUGAUGCUGCAAACAGUAGUGAAUUAUCACUUCUGGCAGAUGAGGUAAUUACCGUGUUCAGUGUCGUUGGAAUGGAUUCAGACUGGCUAAUGGGGGAAAGGGGAAAUCAGAAGGGCAAAGUGCCAAUUACCUACUUAGAACUGCUCAAUUAAAUAGGUGGACUAUGGAAAGAUUGCCCAUCAUGACACCAUAUUUAUAUACAACUAACUCUAAGUAAAGCAGGUUUAAGCAUCUUCCCAUGUUAAUGUCUUAGGAGACUAAAAAGAAAAUACCAGCCACAAAAACCAGCCUUUCUGCCAAUAAAGUUGCAUGGUAAAUAUUUCAUUGCAAAGUUUAUGCUAGAGCUUCAUGCCAGGAAUGUUUUCUUACAAAAUUCUCUUUUUACUGAGGUCUCACUAACAAACAGCUUCUACUUUUGAGCCCCAACUUAAAGCAGAAGAACUGUUUUCUACUGAAUUUUCCAUUAAUGGCAAGCUUUUUCUUUUAUGUAAAAUAAAUUUAUUGUGAAUCAAUAUCAGUGACUUAUUUAUUAGAUAUAAUUAAUAGCCAAAGAAUAAAAUUAAAACUUGAUUUUAAAUUUUUGGUUUCAAAAAAAGCUGUAGGAUCUAAACCUCUUUGGUGAAGAAUAUAAUGCUUCUGAAUGCUUCCAGAAACAAACACAGUUAUACCAUGUUUACCUUGUUUUCCAACAGAACUUUAAUGAUUUCAAGGCUAUGUUUUUUGGGGUUGUUUUGUUUUCUUUUAAAUGAUUACUAAAUGGUUUGUUUUAAAUCUAAGAACAACUAGUCCUUGAAAAGCAUUACCAUUUAUAUAUAUACUCUGGUAUAUUUGUAGUUCAGGUUCUAAAAUAUCUGGGACAAAUUCAGUUCACUAAAUUCAGCGUUUUUAAGAUUGCUCAAUCAGCACAGUUUAAUGCAUAAUCGGAACUGGAUUUGUUAAGAACAUACUGUAGUACAUUAAAGAGGAUUCGUUCUUAUUAAACAACAAAACAUUAUAAAAUACACGAAUUUAGUACAACUACAUUAUACAGUAGACUUAUAUGCAAAUGAGUAAACUUUUCUUGGUUACUCUGAGCCUACUAAUAAAUUUUUGAAAAUUUAUUAAUGAAGUUAGAUCAUCUUGCUUAGACUCUUUGUUAUUAAACACAUGAUAUGAAAUGCUUAGUGGUACUUAGGAGGCCAGAGAAUUGCUCAAGUGAAUUGGCAAAUUGUGCUCCUGUUAGGACUUCUCUCAUCAUCAUUCCUUCAUUCAACAAACAUUUGUUGAGAGCCCUGUCUAUGCUAGGCACGAUACUCAUCCCCUGAAUAAGAUACACACAGUCUUUGCCCCAGCAGAGCUUAAAGACCAGUGGAGGAUACAGAGAAACAGGCAGUUGUUAGAUGUAGCAUGAUCAGUGUUGUGAUGGAAGAAAUACAGAGUACUGUUUUGGAAAGCAUAUAGGAAAGUCACCUAACCCAGACUUGGGGGCUAGGGAAGUCAGGAGUGAUUUGGGGAUGAAAUGUUCCAGGCAAAGGGAACAAACAAGAUGUGCAGGCCUGGAGCCAAGAGAGCAUAGCACAUUCUGACAAAUAGAAGUAGUUCAGUCUGACUUCAGCAUGAAGUACAAAGGUGUUCAUUUCUUUGGGGAAUGUUAAUUAUCAUUUUAUUUUAUUUUGGCAUUUGAAAAAACGAUGACUACUUAAACACCGUUUUAAAAUAUAAUCCUUUUGUGUUAAGAGUUCCUAAAAAAAAAAAGCUUGGUAAACAUGUUGAUAAUUUAUAGUCCAAACUUGUUACCAUUUUAUUUCUAUGCUGUGAGAUAAAUUCUUCAGCAUUUUUAUCUCAGUAUAGUUGUACAAGACUCUUAGACUCACACUAUUGAGUUUUAUACUCUUGAAGAAUCUCAAAAUCUGCUCAGGCUGGUUAAUACAUAGAUCCAACUGAAUAAAGCUUAUUUUCCCCACAGCAAGGAAGUUCUACAGCCUUGAGUACUAUCUGUUAUAUUAUUUAUAAGUCCAGAUUUCGGCUUUGAAAGAUCUAUCAAAAACUCAGGUCAAUAUAAACACCAGUUAUAAAUUAGGUUUAUGGUAAGUAGCGUGAUAAAGGGGAAAGAAUAUAGGUAAUAUAGUGAGAUGGUCUUGGGUUCAAAUCUAGUCUUCCUCACAUACCUUCAACUCAGAAGUUGUAUAAUGUAAAAUAUGAAUAAUUAUUUCACCUCGGGGUUGUGAAGAUUAUGUGACAAAUGUUAUCUUGUAUCUUAGGUACUUAGGAAAGGCUCGGCACACAGUAGACAUUCUGUAAAUACCAGUUUCUCCUUGUUAGCCUCUGUAGCUUCCUCAUCUACCCAGACUGUGGACCUUGUUUAACUGUAUACGAGAAACCUUUUUUUAUAUCCAUGCUAUAUUCUACUCCCUACUAGCCCCAUGCUUCACCCUUUUUAAACAGACCCAGAUCUAGGUUUAACCUCAGUACAGUCAGUGUAAAUUUUUCAUCAGACCCUUCCACUUUCCAUCAAGUAGAUGUAGAUUGUAGUAACCAAGUAAUGUUCAGAAGCCUUCAGUAUAGUUAAAAGGCUUCUUGUGGUUGUUGACACAAGUCUACCACGGUAUGUGGGUUUGUUCUGUUUAUUUGUGUUUUAGUAGGUGUUGGUUGUUUGGGUUGGUUGGUUUGUUUCGGUUCAGUUUUGCUUGUUUUUAAAGUCAUAUGUUUAGUUUUUACUCAGGUAAAGGCCCAUUAAGGCUCUUAGGUAUGAAAAGAAAGCUUGGGAAGCCUAUUAAUUCAUAGUGUAAUUCAGAAUUAUUUAAAUAAGUGCUCCCUUUGUCCUCUAAUCUGAAAGGUCUGGUGUUAAAUCUUUCUUUUUUGGUGCUAAUUAGAAAAAUUCAUAUUGCAGGAGAUUAGGUGCUGAAAAUGGGAAUGUGCCUCACGCCAGGUAACAUGGGAAAUAAGAAACCUGAGGCUAGGGUCACCAUUGGGUUAGAGCCAAUCCAUGUAGUCUGCCAUUAUUGUCUACCAGAACAGAGAAGCAGAAUGAAGCUGGAGGAGAUAAAAUAUGGCGUGGAGAAGACAAUAGAGGCAAGCAAGAAAUAACUUGAGACUUUACCCAGAGAGGACUGGCAUACCUCCAUAUUUUGUUGACAGGAUUCCUUAAAAAUCCCUGCUGUACACUCCGUGUGCCUGAAAUUUCAAAAUAUGUUGCCCUAGUAUAUAGCACUUCAAGCCUAGGUGAAGAGUCAUAAUGGACAGAUGGCUUCACAAUUUGGCCUAAAGCCAAAUUUGCCACAGCACCUUCUCUAGAUAAUUAAGUGGCUCUUACCUCAUGGUGAGAUUAAAAGGGGUGGGGUGGGAGAGACAGUUCCUCAGUCACACCUGCCCUUUCUGCCCCAUCCUAUUUAGAGAGCCGGCCUAGUGAGAGCAGUGAUUCUCAGUGUGGUCUCCAGAUCGUCAAUAUCAGUAUCACCUGGGAACUUGAUAAAAAUGCUCAUUCCUAUUUCCCGGGACUUCCAUUUGUACUUGCUUUUUGUCUUCAAGGGCCCGUAGACCUAGUUCUUCCAUAACAGCUUUUAAACUAUUUCAAGACAAAAACCAUGUCUUUUUCAUCUUUACUGUGUUUUGCCACUAAUCAUAUUUAUAGUUACAUAAUUAUUUUUAUAAUUUACUUAAUAUUUAUCUGCCACUCAAAAAUGUAAUUUCCCUGAGGUAGGAACUAUGGCUCUUAAUCACAGCUAAAUGUCCAACUCUUAGCCCAAGGCCUAACACGUAGUAUGUACUCAGUAUUUGUUGAAUGAAAUUAAAAAUGGUAAUUGCCAGGCCUUACCUGCGACCUACUGAAUCAAACUUUGGGGGUGGGCCCAGCAGUACCCAGCUUGUUUUAACAAGCCUUUCAGGUGAUUCUAUUGCACUGUAAAGUUUGAGAGCCUCUACAGUAGAAGUAUGGAAACCUGCCUUUCAUCUUCAGGCCUAUUAUCUGACAUAACCUGAAAAAUUCUUCCUGCCUUUUGUCACCAUCACCAACAAUGCUGUUGAAGCGUAAAGGAACCUUGCUUGGCUGUACUACAAAUGGGUAUGAAGGUAUAAGGAUACACUUAGCGUAAGGGAAUUUUCGCUUAGAAUGCUAGUACUUGAUUGCCCUGGAGGGUUUCUAGGAGUGGGUCCCUUAAACUGAAGAAAGGUAAGCACUGCCACCACCCACAUUUCCACUCAGCACAGUGCCUUUUUUGGUUGGUAACAAUUUAACAUCCAAGCACCCUGACAAAAUCAUGAAGCUAUAUCAGACUAACAAGUGCAUUCUUGUGCUCUUAGGUUGUUAAGCUCAGUUCAUUACUACUUCAAAGGAGACUUUUUAAACACUGUUAAUGCUUUUUUAUAAUAUGUCAUAGACAUGUUGGUUAAAAAAAAAAAAGUACAGU